AUGAAAAAUACUGCAGAAAAAACAAAGCGUGGUCAUCUACCAAAAUCUUCAAAAUCCCAAGAAAUAGUUGCUAAAUCUUCUUUGAAGAUUCAAGCAAAAGUUUCAAAACCUUCGUCUAAAGCAAAACCUUUAUCAAAAGUAUUAAAAGCAUCUAAAUCUUCCUCAAAAA
Molecule: messenger RNA, 169 nt
Organism: Dentiscutata heterogama
Lineage: Eukaryota; Fungi; Glomeromycota; Glomeromycetes; Diversisporales; Gigasporaceae
Source: the annotation of a GenBank genome assembly